UUUCCAAGAUGGCGACGACCACGGAGAGCAGCGAUGCCGGACAGGCGACCAAGAAAAAACACCUCGGAAUUCCCGAAGCUAUCUUUGUGGAGGAUGUGGACUCGUUCAUGCAGCAGCCGGGCAAUGACACGGCUGACGCGGUCCUGAGGAAGCUGGACGAACAGUAUCAGAAAUACAAGUAUAUGGAACUCAACCUGGCCCAGAAGAAACUGAGGUUAAAAAGCCAAAUCCCACAAAUUAAGCAGACGUUAGAAAUUUUAAGGCACAUGCAGAAGAAGAAGGACACCACAGAUCCCAUGGAAACGCACUUCCUGUUGGCGGACAAUGUGUACUGCAAGGCCUCGGUGCCGCCCACCGACAAAGUGUGCCUGUGGCUCGGGGCGAAUGUGAUGCUGGAAUAUGACAUCGACGAGGCGCAGUCUCUGCUGGAGAAGAACCUGGCCACCGCCUCUCGAAACCUGGACUCCCUGGAGGAAGACCUGGACUUCCUGAGAGACCAGUUCACCACCACCGAAGUCAACAUGGCACGUGUUUACAACUGGGACGUCAAGAGAAGGAGCAAAGACAAUCUCUCCAAAAUGGCCGACAAGUCUUAAACGCGCAAACCCCUCAACAUCACACUCACUCCCCCUCAAAAAAGCCCACCCACCGCAUUCUUAGCCACCUGGUCCCUCCGUUGUCAUUUGAUUUGUUAUAUAUUUUUUUAAAAAAGUAUUUUUCAGACCACAAAUGUAAUGAGUCAAGUUUUUUUUGUAUUGUUUAUAAUAUUAUUAUUAUUAGCUUUUGAUUGCAGAUUACACUAUAGGGAAUAGUAUCUCUCUCUACCAGAUGCUUAGUUUCUUCUUCCUUUUUUUUUUUUUAAGUCGGAUGUAUUUAUACGCUGCAGCCCGAACCCUUGUGGGUGCUUGGCACGGGGAGAAUCUGUAGAACAGGGAAUGUCUGUGUCAAGGUUUCAGUGAGGUUUGGCCCAUGGUACCAGUGGUGCUGGCGAGGCAGUGGCGUCUGCGCAGCGCCGCCUUAUGAUCCUACAAUAACCAGCGGGGCGGUGCUGGACACUUUCUUAAAGGGCCAGGCGGUGGCCAGAGUUGCAUAUUCUUUCACUAACACCCCCCCACCCACCCUCCGAACCCCAGCCCCACCCCUGCCUCGGCUAACCCGUCCUCCAGUGCAUGUCUUUUCCCGCUGUCCGUCUUUCCCUCUCUUCGUCUUGUGGUAUUUAUUUGUCACACUGUAUAAAUACUGGAAAAGAAAGAUGAAAACUGGGGAAAAGACAGAAAC
This is a messenger RNA of Megalops cyprinoides (Indo-Pacific tarpon), 1278 nucleotides long. RefSeq names its product von Hippel-Lindau binding protein 1 (gene vbp1). The coding region runs from base 9 to 596 and encodes 195 amino acids. NCBI's taxonomy places the organism in Eukaryota, Metazoa, Chordata, Actinopteri, Elopiformes, Megalopidae. Gene Ontology annotation, cellular component: prefoldin complex; cytoplasm. Gene Ontology annotation, biological process: microtubule-based process; tubulin complex assembly; protein folding. Gene Ontology annotation, molecular function: tubulin binding. The record is from RefSeq and is a predicted model, not a curated record. The transcript has 6 exons.